AUUUGUAUUUGUUUACAAAUUGAUGGAAACUCGUGUCUGCACAACUGGGAAGUGGGUAGUAUUCUGUAAUAUUAAAAUUAAGCAUGAUAAAUGAUUGUUUUUCUUAGAAUUUUUAUGAAUUGGUCGGUUUCUAAAAAAUGAGUGCCGAACAUCAAGAUCUUGUAAAUAUUAUUCGCGGAGUUCACGAUAAAUUAAGAAAGGCAGUCCGUAAUGUUCGGGACAUAGAUAAAGUUUGGGCAGAUCAUUUAGCUGAUGAAGAGACCAGGAAAAAAUAUUCUUCUGCAAUGCUGAAAUUGGCAACUGAAGUCUGGUCUGAGAAAGGUGAAUCAAGAAUUCAAUGGAGCUAUAACACUUGCAUAGACUACUUUUUUGGACAAGGUUUAAAGCGGUGCCUUUUGAGAGCGGCAAGAAAGAAAAAAAUACAGUUCAUGAAAAAAUCUGAUAUUCUAUAUAGCCUAAAUGAUGAAGAUUUGUACCUGAUGCCAAAUAAUUAUGAAAAUAUCACUAGGAAACUGAAACUGCUAGAUGUUGGUAGCUGCUAUAAUCCUUUCUCGAAAUUUUCUGAGUUUUCAUGCGCAGCUAUUGAUUUAACUCCUGCAACUGAGGAUGUUUUAGAAUGUGAUUUCUUAUCUGCAGAAGUAGUUCCUUACUCUAAAAAAGUUGACACUGAUGUGAAUUCUCCUAUAGUGCUUUAUGAAGCAAGUUUUGAUAUUGUUAUCUUUUCCUUAGUGCUUGAAUAUUUACCAAAGCCAGAACAAAGAGCUAUUUUUUGUUAUAAAGCUUGGCAACUUCUGCAAGAAAAUGGUAUCUGCAUUAUUAUAACUCCAGACUCUAAACCUGUGAACUAUAAUGCAAAACUAAUGAAAAAAUGGAGAGAUGGUCUAGAACUAAUUGGAUUGCAAAGGAUCCAAUAUGAAAAGCUUGAGCAUCUUCAUUGCAUGGCAUUUAGGAAAAUAUUGACGUCCCCAACUACAGAAGAUUUACAAGUUUUGCCAAACUAUCUUUGUAUUCCACAAGAUACUAACAAAAAUUCUUCAGAAGAAGAAAACAUGACGAUAAACUCUGAACGAACAGAUAUUGAAAACACUACUGUUUCUUCUCACUUUUCUGAACUUCCUGUGUUUUAUAAUUUAUAAUAUUGGACUUUUUUUUGUUUUAUGAUUUAUAACUGCUCGUUGGUUUGAAGUUUUGUCUCAUUAUUUGAAAGUUACUAAAUGUUAAUACAUAGCAUAAACUAUCUGUGAGAUUCAAAUCAUUUGGUAUGCUUAUUCUUAAGCAAUGAAUAUAAAAACCAUUGUUAAUGAAACACAAUAAUUAUAAUGAAGUAAAUAAUUACCUGAUCCAGAUAUUUUUAUUUCAGUAGUUAACUAGUUAUUAAUAAAUACUAGUUUUUAACAUUUAUAAAAAAUCUAAGGAUUUUGUCUUUUGUCAUUUCUUUGUUCAAUCUUCCAAACACAUUGCAAUCAAAUUGAUAAUCAAUAAUUGAUAUAUUUAUUUCUUCUAUACAUGAAGAAACCUUUUUCAGCUUCAGCAAAACUGACUGAAAUUAAUUCAAGAAAACUUGUUUACCUGUGUGAAAUCUUCCAAGGAUUAUGUAGUUUUCAGAGUAUGCACGUUUACGCACAUUUAUUUUGACACCUAAAGUGGAUCUGUGAUUGUUUUGAACAUAAUGUCUUACCAUAGCUAAAAUAAAGAAAAUUUAUUACAGGCUGAAUAGUGUAUGAAGUUGAAGCUGAAGGGGCAUGAAGUGAUUGCAUGAAGGGGCACUAUACGAUUGUAAGCAAUAAGAUAAAAAUGUGUAACUUAAUUAAUAAUUAAUUGGUAAUUUUCAAAACAAAAUAGUCGGAAAAUACUAAAAAUGUUCGAGACAGUUUGAAGCAAAAAAAGUGCCAGAGGCACGUUUAAGUUAAGACUCACUAAGAAUGAUCGUAAAGGUGCUCUGACGUUCAAUGCCUAAACUUGCCCUGUCGCCAAGUUUGGAUUUAUUUUUAACGUGCAAAAAAUUUAAUAGCAUUUUAGUUCAUACAAAUACAAAUUUCAAAAAAGGACAAAAUUCUGCUUAUUGUUAUAUAUUUGUUUUUUCUUAACAAAGUAUUUUUUAUUCACAAUAAGCUUCAAAACACAUUCAACACAAUAUUUACUCAACUUGAUGGAAAACAGAUUAUUCUUUCUGCAUGCUGGACCGAAGCUCGACUAAUGCUCAAAAACUUGUGAGAAUAUUUGACAGGGAGUAGCAUCAAUCUGGUAUGACUGUUGGCUCUCCAGUUAUAAUUUGUUUUGAAAAAAGGACACUGCUUAAACAUGCCCUGGUCCACCCUAAUCAUGCAAGUUCUAGCACGUUUGUGUUCUUCAAAGAAUACAUAUAGCCUUCACAAAUGAACAGUGGCCACACUCGAGGAGUGCUCAUGCAGCACCUGAUCAUAAUGCUGUGUUUUACGUUCAAUACGUCAUCCUGGCCUACAUUUCUCACCUAGACAAAACAGCUGACAUAGGUCACACCCAUUGUACCAAAAACCUGAAAUGUGAAUAAAUAUUGUAGAGAACUCUCUCAUUUUUUUCUGACAAAUGAUUAUAUUUUCUAUUCAAAUCAUUAUGCGUUGACAGAACAUCAAAUUGACUUGCUUAUCGUAGUGUUUACUGCCGUGGGCAGGUAAAGGGCAGUAACUGCAAAUUUUUCAUUUUUCCUUUUUUUGCAUUUUUGCACUUGAGCUUUAUUGUACAAGCUUGCUUAUUUGAUUUCCGCUGAAAACCCCCCCUGAAAAAGUCUUAAUUUCAAAAUCUCUCCAUUGUUAGUAUUGAAUCCCAAACAAAUUUCUUGAAAUAUCUCAAAAAGCCAUUUCUGCAGAUACUGCCAUUUACCUGCCCAUUGCAGUUUAUAUCCGCCCACAUGUUAUUAGGCUAGUUUUGUUCGCAGAAACUUUGGUAUAAUUUGGGUCCACUCAUACCAUGCCCUUUUAUUCUUGUCAGAGAGUGGUGGCUUCCUCCCUGGCUCUACAGCCUUUUAGACCAACUUCAUGAAUUGAUUUCAAGCAGAUAUUGUUGCAUUAAAACCUACUGACAGCUCCUCAAUUUCGUCCGAUGAUCUGUUUGUGCCUGUACUGGGCCUAGUUACCUCGUGUCCAACGGCAUAUUGGAGAGAUCAGUAUGAACAUUUUAGCUAAUGAAAUCUCUACCUGAGAUAUUUUAUGCUUGGGCAAAAACUGUAUUUGUACUCAUUAACUCAGUUUAUUUAAGGCAUAUUAGCGACCAUAAUGCACAAUAUGACAAAUUGAAACACCAAAACCACAAAAAUCACAGAAUGCAUCCUCUACAAGUGGAAGUAGCUACCUGUAAAAAAUAAAAAAAAUAAAAAACAAAUUACACCUGGUGUUUUAUUGGUUGCUUUGAUGUGAGUCAUGAUCUUUUACCUUUUUUUAAAUGCCAACAAACUGCACCUUAAAUAACAGGUUUUAUGUACUACUAUGGUUAUUAUACACUCAUGCAAAAUUUGAUACCUUUGGUCAAAUCUAUAUAUCAGCAUAAAUAUUUUGGUCUGUUUGAUUUACUCUGAAUUUUUAUAAACAUGCAAAAAAUAAAAUUUUUAUUAUAGA
Uloborus diversus is the source of this 3590-nucleotide messenger RNA. It is a transcript of the gene Samtor, whose product is annotated as S-adenosylmethionine sensor upstream of mTORC1-like. NCBI's taxonomy places the organism in Eukaryota, Metazoa, Arthropoda, Arachnida, Araneae, Uloboridae. The transcript is spliced from 5 exons. Gene Ontology annotation, biological process: negative regulation of TORC1 signaling. The record is from RefSeq and is a predicted model, not a curated record. The coding region runs from base 138 to 1136 and encodes 332 amino acids.